AUGUUCGACUGCGGUAAUUGUUGUCAAGAUCUUGAUUUACGUGAACGUUUCAAUCGAAAUACGAUUGCAUCAAUUUUGGCUGGUGUUAUUUUUGCAAUUGGUUGGUGGAUCAUCAUUGAUAGCACUUGUCAAUAUACUUCGCAGGCUGAUUUUAAUAAAGUAUUUUAUAUCAUUGGUUCUGUCGGCACAUUUGCACUGAUCUUGGUUAAUUCUGUAUCAAAUUCGCAAGUUAGAGGUGAUGGAUACGGUGACAGUUGUGUUGGUCAAUUCGGUGCCCGCAUUAUUCUUUUCAUUGCAUUUCUACUUGCAUUUGGUUCUGUAAUUGGUGGUGCUUGGGUAUUAUUUGGCUACUAUGUACCAUAUAAAAGCGAUAAACUUUACCCAGGAAUUGCUAUAUUCAGUCAGAAUCUGGCUAUUUUCAUCAGCACAUUAAUUCUGAAAUUUGGUCGCAAAGAAGAUCUAAGUUAUUAA
Messenger RNA from Rotaria sp. Silwood2, 471 nucleotides. NCBI's taxonomy places the organism in Eukaryota, Metazoa, Rotifera, Eurotatoria, Philodinida, Philodinidae. The record is from the annotation of a GenBank genome assembly.